AUUUCUUUUCAAAUAAAUCAUCAAAACACAUUUUAUUGCUGCGGGCCUUGGGGGAAGAUUCGUCCGGAGGAAUUUUUUUUUCAUGUCCAUACUCCUGCCGACGGAUUAAAAUUUGUCAAUCUUCCUUCCAUUUCCCGGACCGAAAUUAUCAAAUUGCCGCCAUAUUUACGAGGCUCUUCAGGUCGCAGGGUCGAAUCUCGCUCUUCAGAGUACAAAAGUUAUAAGAAACUACAAUGGGGCGAUGGAAACGCCUGGGAGAAUUAGGAUUAGCUGGGAUUCGAACCGGCUCGCCGAAUAGAAGCAGCAGUAGCCGUCAUUUGACUGAAAUUUACUACCGUCGUCUGUAUUCUACAAAGCUUUCUGCAUUUAAUCCUGUAAAUAGUUAUUGUUUGCCGUCCAGGUUAAAUUGCCUGAAUUUGAGAACGCUUGCGCAGUUUGGAGUUUUAGGAGAAUGUAAGCGAGAUUUCAAGCUCACCGCAGAUUUGCAUCCUGAAAAUGGGCCGAACGGGCCACCGGCUGUGCCGGUUGAAAAGCCACCAAACCCGCCGUUUCUUCCGAAUACGAAUCUGGUGCGCGCGCGUCCUGCUACCGGCGGGACGGGCGGAGGCGGUGCGGGGAAGGAAAGUUGGGGUGGUUCGACUCUUGGCAAGGCUUUGCCUACACCAAGAGAAAUUUGCGAGGCCCUUGACAAGUUUGUGAUUGGCCAGGAGCGUGCAAAAAAGGUGCUAGCAGUUGCAGUGCAUAAUCACUACAAACGGAUAUAUUAUGAGUCAAUAAAGAGAGAGAAUUUUGUGGAUAUAUUAACUGAAGGGCCUAGCAUGUCCCGUAAACAGGAGGAAACUGAUGAUGGUGAUAACGUGGAGCUGGAGAAAAGCAAUGUUCUUAUAAUGGGUCCUACUGGCUGUGGUAAGACACUGCUUGCAAAAACUUUGGCCAGAUUUGUUAAUGUGCCCUUUGUGAUUGCUGAUGCAACAACCUUGACACAGGCAGGGUAUGUAGGAGAAGACGUGGAGUCUAUUUUGUAUAAGCUUCUCAUGGCUGCUGAGUUCAAUGUUGCAGCAGCUCAAGAAGGCAUUGUGUAUAUUGAUGAAAUUGAUAAGAUCACAAAGAAGGCAGAAAGCUUGAAUAUUAGUAGGGAUGUGUCUGGAGAGGGUGUUCAGCAAGCAUUGUUAAAAAUGCUAGAAGGAACGGUUGUAAAUGUCCCUGAGAAGGGGGCUCGUAAGAAUCCUCGUGCUGAUCAGAUUCAGAUAGAUACAAAAGAUAUUCUCUUCGUUUGUGGCGGGGCAUUUGUGGACCUAGAAAAAACUAUUGCAGAAAGACGGCAAGUUUCUUCUAUUGGCUUUGGAGCACCUGUACGUACAAACAUUAGAUCCAGUGGCCUGACCAAUACAGCAGUUACAUCAUCUUUACUGGAGUUGGCAGAGAGUAGUGACUUAGUUGCUUAUGGUUUGAUACCGGAGUUUGUCGGUCGGUUUCCUGUACUUGUCAGCCUGUCAGCUCUAAAUGAGGACCAACUUGUUAAGGUUCUUAUGGAGCCUAGAAAUGCACUUGGCAAACAGUACAGGAAGCUGUUUUCUAUGAAUAAUGUCAAGCUACACUUUACAGAAGGAGCAUUGCGACAGAUUGCACGGAAAGCAAUGGAUAAGAAUACUGGAGCCCGUGGUUUACGUUCUAUCCUUGAAAACCUUUUGACUGAGGCAAUGUUUGAGAUACCUGAAACGACAGCUGGACACAAUAGAAUAGAUGCUGUUGUUGUUGAUGAAGAAGCUGUAUUAUCUGUAAAUUCAAAGGGGCCAACAGCCAAAAUCCUUCGUGGCGAGGGUUCAUUGGAGCAAUAUCUUCUAGAACAAGAGCGAAUUCAUUCUUUGGUUGCCCCAAAUGUGCCUGAGGACAGAGAACCAGAGUUGGAGCUUACUGCUAGUGCGGCAUAGAUGCAAAUGUUAAGAAGCUGAUUGCUCAUGAAGAUAGAUGAAAAGAAUUGUGUAUUGUACAACUCAAAAGGUGUAAUUUAUGCUUUGUUAUGAAUAAUCACCAUUUGUCAUAUAUGCUAUUAUCGGCUGUGAAGAAAAAUCUCAUUGGGUUGGGAGGAAACAUCUUACCACAUCCUUGUUGUAACCAUGAAAACGAAUAUGAUAGUUGCAUUAAAGUUCUAAAUCUGGGAUGCUCACCUUCUCAAAUUGAGCAUUCUAUCCCUUGUAUAUCUAACAUGAGCGGAACAUUGCUUUCUACAAUUGAUGAUCAACAUAAUAUUUUAUGUCA
Cryptomeria japonica (Japanese cedar) is the source of this 2259-nucleotide messenger RNA. RefSeq names its product CLP protease regulatory subunit CLPX1, mitochondrial. The record is from RefSeq and is a predicted model, not a curated record. The coding region runs from base 234 to 1931 and encodes 565 amino acids. Gene Ontology annotation, cellular component: mitochondrial matrix. The transcript is spliced from 15 exons. NCBI's taxonomy places the organism in Eukaryota, Viridiplantae, Streptophyta, Pinopsida, Cupressales, Cupressaceae. Gene Ontology annotation, molecular function: ATP hydrolysis activity; ATP-dependent protein folding chaperone; ATP binding. Gene Ontology annotation, biological process: protein catabolic process; protein folding; proteolysis.